Molecule: messenger RNA, 1683 nt
Organism: Dracunculus medinensis (Guinea worm)
Lineage: Eukaryota; Metazoa; Nematoda; Chromadorea; Rhabditida; Dracunculidae
Source: the annotation of a GenBank genome assembly
CAUCAGUUUAUUAACUUGUUUUGUUGUUUAUUUCAGGUUCCUCGAAAAAUGAAGGAAAAACUUCUGCAAAUGAAUGGGCAACAACGAAGAAUUUAUAUAAAACAAUUUAAAAAAAAGCGAAAAGCGAAUUUUGAUUUGACAAUGCGAUGUAAAUCAAUUUGGGAAAUAAUACGAAGGUUAUUCGAAUAUUUCAAGCGUGAAAAAGCAAUAAGUGAGCUUUAUAGUUUGGUUAAAGGUAAAAUGAAGGAACUAAUAUAUGCACAUGACACAAGCCGCGUUAUUGAAUGUCUAUUAAGUUUUGCCGGACCUGAAAUGAAAGAAGCAUUGUUUCGAGAAUUAAUUCCAGAAAUUAUUCGUAUGGCAAAAUCAAAAUAUGCUCGAUUCUUCGUCGUCAAAAUGCUGAAAUUUGGGACUGGGUCGCAAAGAAAAUUAGUAAUAGAAUCAAUUCGCAACCACUGCGUGUCUUUAAUGCGAACAACGAUUUCUGCUUCAGUACUGGAAUUGAUUUAUAAUGAUUAUGCAAAUGCACAACAAAGACGAGAUAUCGAAUCGGAAUUUUAUGGAAAGGAGUAUUGUAUCUUCGAUGAACUGGCAAAGCAACCCAAUAAAAUAAAAGCAGUCGUAACAAACCUUUAUGAUAACCUUAUUGAUAUUGUGACUAAGCCACAACUGAAAUUAUCUCUGGUUCACUCCUUGCUGCAAACCUUUUUUGAACAUUGUAACAAAGAAGAAAGAACGGAAAUGAUCGAUUCAUUGAAAGAUCAUAUCGCCGAGAUUGUCCAUACAAAUCCUGGUGCCAAUGUUGCUUUGCAAUGCAUAUGGCAUGGAACAGCAAAAGAACGAAAGGUCAUAGUGAAAAAUUUCAAAGGUCUGGUUGUGAAAGCGUGUAAAGAAAAGUAUGGUCAUCAUGUUUUGCUCGGAAUUUUUGAUUCUGUGGAUGAUACCGUUAAAGUGAAUAAAUAUAUAGUCCAAGAAAUCGGAAAUCAUAUUAGUGAAAUAAUUUCUGAUAAAUAUGGCAUAAAUGUCUUACAUUAUCUCGUUCAUCCGAGAGACCCUCGAUACUUUUCAAAAAUACAAAUAGAACUUCUCAAAAAGGGUGAUAGUAAUGAAUUUACCAAAAAGCCGACACAGGACCGUUUCUCGGAAUUAUUUAAGUGCAUAUCAAAACCUCUAGGUAAAUUUAUGGCCGCAAACAUCGAUGAACUUAUAUCUAGCAAGCAUACUAAUGGUUUUGAUAAAAAUACAUUGGUAAAUAUUUCGUGGUUUUUAGAUGAUUUGCACUCAUUUAAACGCAGUAUUGAUGAUGAGAUUCGUUCAAUUUGCUACAAUUCAAUAGCGACGAUAUGUGCGAAGGAAUUUAUUCCACUCGAUAUGGGCAAGUUGCAUCCUAUUGAAAAUUCAAUCUCUCAUUUUGUCAUAUCAAAACUUCUUAAAAACGAUUUGAAAUGUGAAGUGAAAUUAAGCGCAUCAUUAGCUGCUCUUGGAAAGGAUAAACUUGUUUCUUGGGUUUGUUUUAGAUUUUGUUUCCAUCAGAUUUUUAUUUUAUUAAGUAAAUAUCUAAUAUUUAAAGAAAAGGAGAGUAAAACCAAAAAUCUAAUCAAAGCCUUUAUAUCUACUGUAGCUCUCAAAAAAUAUACCACAAGUGGAGCUUCUGUUCUCUUAUCUAAGCUCUCUGAUGCGUAA